AUGGCGCCCGCACAACCUGAGCUGAAGAAGGCAAGUCUUGGUCUUUUCCUACCUCGACAAGAGACUAGACAGGUCUUCCUGAACAUUGUCCUCGACGAAGCGGUGGAGGAAAAGGAUGGAGGAGAGAAGGAGAGAAUUGGCAUGGUUGUCAUCCGUGGUAACUCGGUGGUAAUGCUCGAGGCUCUCGAAAGAAUUGGCGGCGAUGACCGACGUGGAGACCGAUAA
Fusarium mangiferae is the source of this 225-nucleotide messenger RNA. Its product is annotated as putative small nuclear ribonucleoprotein. The transcript is spliced from 4 exons. The record is from RefSeq and is a predicted model, not a curated record. NCBI's taxonomy places the organism in Eukaryota, Fungi, Ascomycota, Sordariomycetes, Hypocreales, Nectriaceae. Bases 1 to 225 code for a protein of 74 amino acids.